This is a messenger RNA of Anguilla rostrata (American eel), 3683 nucleotides long. It is a transcript of the gene akap10, whose product is annotated as A kinase (PRKA) anchor protein 10. Gene Ontology annotation, cellular component: mitochondrion; plasma membrane. The record is from RefSeq and is a predicted model, not a curated record. Gene Ontology annotation, biological process: intracellular protein localization. The coding region runs from base 267 to 2306 and encodes 679 amino acids. Lineage: Eukaryota; Metazoa; Chordata; Actinopteri; Anguilliformes; Anguillidae. Gene Ontology annotation, molecular function: protein kinase A binding. The transcript has 16 exons.
AUUCUGCAGAUUUCCUUUUCCAUAUCGGAGAUAGGAGAGAUGCGAAAAGCAAACGAUACCCAGAAUGCUGCUGCAACAGUCCGGAAGUGAGCUGUAUAUUGACAAUAUGGCUGAUCGUUCUGCGGAGCGGGGAAGAAGGAAGUCUGGGCUUUGACAGUAUAGCCCUUUCACGGUUGCUGAUAAAACAGAUCUUUGAAUGAGGGGAGUUGAGAUUCUACGGGAUGAAGACAUUGAGCUGAGGACAUAUUUAGAGCGUUAGAACAGCCAUGUCGUUUUUUAGGAGGAAAGUGUAUUUUUGGGACCUCGUCAUGAGUACGGUUUGGAUUCUGAUCCAGACCAGAGACCCAGUCUUCCCCGGGGCAUCCGUUUGUAUGGCGUCAUGCCAGCUUCUCCGGAGCAACCUGAUGAACCAAACCUUCCCCCGAGCAAAAGCCAAGGAAAUUGAGAGACCAGUUGAUCCAAAACCUACCAAGGCUCCGGUUACAUCGCACUCCCCGUCUCAGGCUUCCCGCAACCACCAUGCUAUCCUGGAGGCAGCUGGGCCCAGCCACGUGGCCAUCAACGCCAUCUCCGCCAACAUGGACUCCUUCGCCCGCGGGCGCACCGCUAUUCUCAAGAAGCAGCCCAGUCACAUGGAGGCUGCGCAUUUUGGGGACCUAGGGCGUUCCAGCGUCAACUACCAGGCGCAGGAGACGCGGUCGCGGCUGUCCAAGACGGUGGACCAGAUCCUGCGGGACAACGUGGCCAUGCCCUACUACAUCCAGUUCAUGGAGACGCAGGGGGCCGACCACCUGGUCAAGUUCUGGCUGGAGGCCGAGAGCUUCCGGGCCACCAGCUGGUCCCGGGUCCGGGCGCACAGCCUCAACUCCGUCAAGCACAGCUCGCUGGCCGAGCCGGCCUCGCCCUCCGCCCGGGGUCCCGGGAGCGAGGACUCGUCCGGGUCGCCCCCGCUCGCCCACACCCCCAGCCCCCCGGACACUAACUCUCACAGCCCCGGGGGGGCCGGCGUCUCCCACGGCAACUCCCUGGGCCCGGACGGCGGCAGGGAGCCCGGGGCCCUUCAGCAGGUCCCGCAGGGCGACACUCCCACCAGGCAACCCUCCUCCAGGGUGGGGACCCCCUUCAAACUCCAGGCAACGAACGCACUCAAACAGCUGUCUGACAAGCUCAUGAAGAGUAUAGAGAGAGAUGCAGUGAGUAUCUUUACCAAGUACAUCUCUCCUGAUGCUGCUAGAUCCAUCCCCAUCACAGAAUCCGUCAGAAACGACAUAGUGGCAAAAAUCUGUGGGGAAGAUGGGCAGGUGGAUCCAAACUGUUUUGUCACAGCACAGUCGGUAGUCUUCGGCAUCAUGGACGAACAGCACUUUACCGAAUUUUUACGGAGCCAUCAUUUCUGCAAGUACCAGAUCGAGGUGCUGACCAGCGGUACCGUGUUCCUGGCCGACAUCCUCUUCUGCGAGUCGGCCCUCUUCUACUUCUCAGAGUACAUGGAGAAGGAGGAAGCUGUCAACAUCCUGCAGUUCUGGCUCGCCGCCGACAACUUUCAGGACCAGCUGGCAGCCAAGAAGGGCCAGUAUGACGGACAGGAGGCUCAGAAUGACGCCAUGAUCCUGUACGACAAGUAUUUCUCCCUUCAAGCCACAAACCCCCUGGGUUUUGACGACUUGGUGCGGUUAGAAAUAGAGUCCAACAUCUGCCGGGAGGGCGGUCCCCUGCCCACCUGCUUCACCACGCCCCUGCGGCAGGCGUGGACCACUAUGGAGAAGGUUUACAUGCCAGGCUUCUUGUCUAGUAACCUUUAUUACAAGUAUCUGAAUGACUUGAUCAAUUCCGUCCGGGCCGACGAGUUUUUCGGCGGGAACGCGGUUGCCCCGGGGCAAGGUCUGACCCAGGACGGCGACCGCAGCACUAGCACCUCGGAGGAGACACAAGCCCAGCAAGGCACCAAAAAGGCAGCAAUUAAAAUCCUGAAAAACUUUGACGAGGCAAUAACGGUGGACAUCGCCAGCCUGGACCCGGAGUCUCUGUAUCAGCGCCCGUACGCUGGAAUGACGUUUGGGAAGGUGAACGAGCUCGGGCAGUUCAUCAGGGAGGCGGAGCCGGAACCUGACGUGAAGAAGUCCAAAGGCUCCAUAUUUUCCCUGGCGAUGAAGAAGUGGGUGCAGGGAAAUUCGGAUGAGGCCCAGGAAGAGAUGGCCUGGAAGAUUGCCAAGAUGAUCGUGAACGACGUCAUGCAUCAGGCGCAUCACGAUCAGCCCGGCGACCAGGCGACUAAGGUGCUGGAUCUCUCCGGAGCGACACUAUGACCUCCGUGAAGAACCAAAGGAAACUCCGUACUGACGCUCCGUGGAGCGAUGAAGCCGGGUGGCGGCGGAGGAGUCGGCGAUGAACUGCACACUAUUUAUCCAAUGUUAAAGUUAUUUGAAUGAAGAUAGAACAACACAUUCCAUGACUUCCUGCAUCAAGCUUGCAUGUGUGUGCGUGUGCGUGUGUGUGUGUGCGCGCGAACGUAUGUUUGUGGGAUCACGUGUACACUCCCUCUUAACACUAUGAAGGCUUUUAAAAGUAUGAAGUGGAAAAAAAAACAAAAACAAAGCCGUUGUGCAGCAGCACCCUGACGCGAACAAAAUCCCUACAAGGACAGGAAAUGGUGCAGGAAGUGGUGGCGUUACACAGUGCAUUAAAGUAUCUCUGCUCCAGUAACCUUCUACCAUGGCCUCUGAGUAGAGGCCCAGGACCUGAAAGAGACUUCACAAGAUUGUAACAAUGAAGACUACAGUUUCCCCCCUCCUGUUCCUCUAUUUGUUUUAAAUAAAGUUGUACCCAAAAAGGUCAUAUUCAUUUUAAUGGAAGGGGCCGUCAUUGACGAAUUGCACCCAUUGCUGAACGGCUGUGUACAGUUUUGAUUAGAAACUCAUUGCCUCUCUGGCCUCCUGUGUAUUUUGUGAACAGUAUUGACAGUGCAAGUAAUUUGUCCUAUACCUGUGUCCAGUAGACAAGACGGGAAUAUGAUUGAAACUGGAAAUGCCACCAAUCGCAGCUGCAAGGAACUUGCCCAAAAUCUGUAGCACGACCUGGAACUCUGUUCAAGUCAUUACAGUACGCAGGUCACAAGUUGUUCUUCUGCAGUUAAUGGAAAACUCCCUUGGACUGAAUUACAAAAGUCGCAAACGAAUACUUCUGGCUCCAUGUUAUAUAGCUGUAGUUUUCUGGUUUACCCCAUAUAUUAAUGUUAUAUCCAUAUUUUGAUGAUGAUUAUUUUUUGUAUAAUAUGUAAAAAACAUUGUCAAUACGAAUCUCAAUAAGGACUCGUAGUCUUAUGAGAAUGUAUACUUGGUGAAUAUGUCAUUAUUUUCAGACACGUUCAACUGUGGAUAAGAACCAGAAUGAAAAGACUUUUGGUACUAUGUACCUCUACUAUGUUUUCUGAUGGAUAUGUGUACUUAAUCUAUAAUAUAUUUAAAUUGUGUUCGAUUUAAAAAUACAUAUAUUAUUGAAAUGUUUGUCAUCUGUCUUGUGUCAUUUGUUUUUUUUAUGACCAUAAAAAGUACUCCAAUAUAAAUCUUCCACAGAAACAGAAGGUACUGUAGUGGCAAAGGAACUCAAUGAAAACUCCAUGAAAUCCAAUGGUUUCACUGAUUCUUGUGGAAAAGUUGCUACCAAUAAAUGGAAAAUUAGAAUUC